GCCCCCCGGAGCCGCCGCCCCCCGGAGCGCGGGGGAGGCUGAGAGGGAGUGACCCCCGGCCCCUCGCCCCGGGCUGGGACAGCUGAGGGGGGGCGCAACAUGGCGGAGGCCAAGGAGGAGGGGCCCGGCCCCCGCGGCAGGUUUGAAGAUAAAUCUGAUGCGGUAUUUGAUAUUACAGAAAAAUGUGGUGAAAUUCUGGAUGCAGAGAUGUCUGAGGAUGCUGACCACAACUUAACACCCGCCCUCGACAGCUUGUCUUAUGGAGUACCGAAUCGAGCAGGACCUGAAAAUUCACUGCAGGGUGAUGAUCAUGAUUAUUUUCUGAACUCUGGGGAUCUUGCAGGCAUACCUGUUGUUGGGAAUGACAACGAAGAUGAUCAGAAUUUCACUCCAAAAGACACUCUUUCUUCAGCAAUUAAUGAUGAAGAUCAUCUGGAAGAGGGCAAGAGAGUUCCAGAUCACGAACUGGACAGUGAAAAAGAAAUUCAGGUUCAGAAUGCAAUCCAGAAGGAUCUCACUUCCCCCUUUGAGCAGGGCCCUGUAUUUAAAUCACUUCGAAAAGAUUUUAGUAUAACACGAGAUAAUGGCAAAGAGACUUUUUCAGCAAAGGACAAGAAUAGAGAAGGACAUUUUCAAGAACGUGAAAAACGGUUGGAAAAAAUCCCUAAAGAUAUGGAUUCUAGAUUGAAAAGCAAUUUUCUUGACAAAGCAGUUCAUAAUCAAGUAGAAGAAACAUUACGGACGCAGUUAGCGCCACAAACUCCAGAAACUAACUUCAGGGAGUCUAGCUACCUAUUUUCUAGUAAGGAAUCUAUUGGACAAGAGCUGGGGAAUUCCUUUGCACCAAAUAUUAGAAUUAAGAAGGAGCCUUUGGAUGACGAAUAUGCUAAAGCUAUGGCCCCACAGCAGGGACUAUUAGACAAAAUUAAAGAUGAACCUGGUAAUUCUGAGGAGUACGGCCAACAGCCAAAAUCUCAGGAAGGGGAGCUGAAAAUCAGUGCUGUAUUUUCAGUCAGUGGCAAUCCUCUUGUUCCACAGCUGUCAUCAGGUUUCCAGCCUGCUGUGGCAUCCUCUGGCAUGAGUAAAAUGCUUCCCUCAGUUCCAAGCACAGCUAUUCGGGUUUCCUGUUCUGGCUGUAAAAAAAUCCUGCAGAAGGGGCAAACUGCCUACCAGAGGAAAGGCUCAACCCAGCUCUUCUGCUCCACACUGUGCCUCACUGGAUACACCAUUCCAGCUUCUCGCCCACCAGCUUCUACCAAGAAAACCUGCUCAAGCUGCUCAAAAGAAAUUCUAAAUCCAAAGGAUGUAAUCACUGCCCAGUUUGACAACACUGACUCCAGUAAGGAUUUCUGCAGCCAGUCUUGUCUGUCCACAUUUGAACUGAAAAGGAAACCUAUUGUCACUAUCCACACCAACAGCAUUUCCAGCAAGUGCAGCAUGUGCCAGAAGAAUGCAGUGAUCAGGCACGAGGUGAAUUACCAGAACGUGGUGCACAAGCUCUGCAGCGACGCCUGUUUCUCCCAGUUCCGCUCGGCCAACAACCUGACCAUGAACUGCUGUGAAUAUUGUGGAGGAUACUGCUACAGUGGCUCUGGCCAGUGUCAUGUCCUGCAGAUCGAGGGACAGUCCAAAAAGUUCUGCAGUUCCGUGUGUGUGACAGCUUACAAGCAGAAUAACAGAAUCAUUAAGGUUGGAAAAGCCCUCCAAGAUCAUCAAGUCCAACCUUCAACCAAAUACCCCAAAGAGUCACAGAAGUCAGCUAAAAUUACACCCUGCACACUGUGUAAAUCUCUGAGAUCUUCAGCUGAGAUGGUGGAGUGCACAAAUAACUUGGGGAAGACGGAACUGUUUUGUUCUGUUAACUGUUUGUCAGCAUACAGAGUAAAAAUGGUCACUUCUUCAGGUGUUCAAGUUCAGUGCAACAGCUGUAAAACCUCAGCAAACCCUCAGUAUCACUUGGCUAUGUCAGAUGGGAGCAUACGCAAUUUUUGCAGCUACAAUUGUGUAGUAGCUUUUCAGAAUCUGUUCAACAAGCCUGCAGGACCAAACUCCUCGGUGGUGCCCCAGUCACAAGGCCAGGUCGUUGUGAGCAUCCCCUCGGGGACGGUGGUCUCGGCCAGUGGCACCACCUCGACCGUGUCCCCCAGCUCCACGAGCACCUCGGCUGCAGCAGGGCUCCAGAGGUUGGCUGCCCAGUGCCAGCAGGUCACUUUUACCCGCUCUGUUGUGAAAAUCAAGUGUCAGCACUGUAACAGAUCGUUUGCCACCAAACCAGAGCUGCUUGACUACAAGGGUAAAAUGUUCCAGUUCUGUGGGAAGACCUGCUGUGAUGAGUAUAAGAAGAAGGGCAAUAUGACGGCUUUGUGUGAAUACUGCAGGUUUGAGAAAAUUAUCAAGGAGACAGUGAGAUUCUCAGGCGUAGAUAGAACAUUCUGUAGCGAAGUUUGUAAACUGCUCUAUAAACACGACUUGUCUAAGCGCUGGGGAACCCACUGUAAAAUGUGCAGUUACUGUUUACAGACUUCCCCCAAACUGGUCCAGAAUCACUUUGGGGGGAAAACAGAAGAAUUUUGCUCAGAGGAGUGCAUGUCUAAAUUCACUGUUUUGUUUUACCAGAUGGCAAAGUGUGAUGGUUGCAAGAGACAAGGUAAACUCAACGAAUCCAUAAAAUGGCAAGGGGAGAUGAAGCAUUUUUGCAAUCUGCUUUGUAUUCUGUUGUUCUGUAAACAGCAAGGUGCUUCUGACCCUCCACUCCCAAACAACACAGCAAACCUUUCCAUGGCACCAGCCUCCUCCUCAGGCCCUCCUUCUUUAAGAAAGGACUCAACCCCUGUCAUAGCAAACGUGGUGUCCCUUGCAAGCACCCCAGCUGCCCAGCCUACUGUUAACUCCAACAAUGUUUUACAGGGUGCAGUCCCUACUGUGACAGCAAAAACAAUAGGAGAUGCAAGUACCCAGACAGAUGCCCUAAAGCUGCCAUCAUCAAAACCACCCAGGCUUCUGAAAAACAAAGCUUUAUUGUGCAAGCCAAUCACCCAGACUAAGGCCACCUCGUGCAAACCUCACACACAAAACAAAGAAUGCCAGACAGAAAGAGAAGAACCUGCUCAACCCCAGAUCAUUGUGGUACCUGUUCCUGUACCAGUGUUUGUGCCAGUGCCCCUCCACCUCUACACCCAGUACACACCAGUUCCCCUGGGGAUGCCAGUACCUGUACCUGUUCCCAUGCUCAUCCCAACUACCCCAGAUAAUGCUGAUAAGAUCAUUGAAAAUAUUCAGGAAAACAAGGAAAAGAUCUCCAUUAAUCCAUUUGAAGCUGAUCUCCUUCAAAUGGCAGAAAUGAUUGCAGAAGACGCGGAGAGAGAAAAAACACACUCUCAUGGUGGAUCUCAAACAUCCGAGCACGAGCUUUUCCUGGACCCCAAGAUAUUUGAGAAAGACCAGGGCAGCACGUACAGUGGAGAUCUGGAAUCAGAAGCAGUGUCCACUCCACACAGCUGGGAGGAGGAGUUGAAUCAUUACACCUUACGAUCCAAUGCCCUGCCAGAACCUGAUCCAGAACUCAAGCAGUUCUCCAAAGGUGAUGUGGAACAGGACCUGGAGGCAGAUUUCCCAUCAGACUCAUUUGACCCUCUCAGUAAAGGACCGGGUUUACAUUCACGUUCACGGGCAAGACGGAGACACAGGGAUGGCUUCCCACAGCCAAAAAGACGGGGACGGAAGAAGUCUGUAGUUGCUGUGGAGCCCCGGAAUCUGAUGCAGGGCUCCUACCCCGGCUGCUCUGUUUCUGGGAUGACCCUAAAGUACAUGUAUGGGGUAAACGCCUGGAAAAACUGGGUCCAAUGGAAAAAUGCACAGGAGGAACAAGGGGACCUGAAGUUUUCAGUUCAUCCUGUGAAGCUCAAGGAGGACAUUCUCUCGUGCACAUUUGCUGAGCUGAGUUUUGGCUUGUGCCAGUUUAUUCAAGAGGUGCGGAGACCAAACGGAGAAAAAUAUGACCCUGACAGCAUCUUAUACUUGUGCCUUGGAAUUCAGCAGUACCUGUUUGAGAAUGGUAGAAUAGAUAACAUUUUCACCGAGCCCUAUUCCAGGUUUAUGAUUGAACUCACAAAACUUCUGAAAAUCUGGGAACCUACAAUUCUUCCAAAUGGUUAUAUGUUCUCAAGAAUUGAAGAGGAACACUUGUGGGAAUGUAAGCAGCUGGGUGCAUAUUCCCCCAUCGUUUUGUUGAACACCCUUCUAUUCUUCAACACCAAAUACUUCCAACUAAAGAAUGUCAGUGAGCACCUGAAACUGUCCUUUGCCCAUGUUAUGAGGCGCACUCGAACUCUGAAGUAUAAUACUAAGAUGACAUAUUUACGUUUUUUCCCACCCUUUCAAAAACAAGAGGUAGAAUCAGAUAAAUUAUCAGUAGGCAAAAGGAAACGCAGUGAAGAUGAGGAGGUUCCAACAGCAGUGGAAAUGGCUGAAAACACAGAUAAUCCCCUCCGGUGUCCAGUCCGACUUUAUGAAUUUUACUUAUCAAAAUGUUCUGAAAGCGUGAAGCAGAGGAGUGAUGUGUUCUACCUGCAGCCCGAGCGCUCCUGUGUUCCCAACAGCCCCAUGUGGUAUUCCACAUUGCCAAUAGACCCAGGAACCUUGGACAUCAUGUUAACACGGAUUCUUAUGGUGAGGGAGGUACAUGAAGAACUUGCCAAAGUCAAAUCAGAGGACUCUGAUAUUGAGUUAUCAGACUAACUGCAGUGGGGUAUUUUCCUUUGAAUACUCAUCAGAAGCACCAAAAUGUGAAUACGUCCAGCCUUUGGAAAAUGUGUAUCAAGUAAGCCAAGAUAAUGUCACCUACAGGCAGAUUUUGUACCACAGUGGAUGUACAAACUGGAACUGGAAGGAAGCAAGCUGUGUAAGCUGCAAAUCCCAACGUCCUGUGGCACCAGUCAAUCCUCGGAACAAAUCUAAGUGGAACUCACCUAUUGGAGUGGUGCAUAAAUCCUUUAUCUGUUUAGGAUUUUUAAAAGUUGUGAGAUAUUUUUAAGGAAAAUGGUUGUGUAAAAUCUACCCUCACACUGUUGGGCAUGGAGAGCUAGAUUGUGGCUCAGGUGACUUCCCAGCCUGCUGGCUGGCAGCCCUUGCUGCCAAGGAACACGUGGAGAUCCUCGAGCUCUUCCACAGGAUACGAGAGAAAGGGGUGAGGUUUAGACAGACACCUUCUGUUAUAAAUACACCUACACAUACACUUUUAUAAUUUUUUUUUUUUUUUUUUUUUUUUUUUUUUUUUUUUUUUGAAAACUGGGAUCAAAUGUUAGCAAGGCAGGAGCCGCUGGCCAUCCCAAUGGACAACUCUGGCUGCUGUCAAGUGGUCACGCGAGGCCAGACGCCGGCUCCCGCUCGGGGCUCGCGGCAACUCUCGCCCUGUUGGAAGAGGUGCUGUAGGUCAAACUUCCGAGUGACCUUUCGGAGGCUGUCCAGGAGGGGAUGUCCUGGGCUCUGUGCAGAAUCCCUUCCCCAGCCCCGUAGCUCUGCAGUCUGUCCAUAUAACCCAGCAAAUACUGUGGUGCACGGAAAGUUUAUUUCCCUUAAGGCAGCUUUCCUUUCUCCUCUUUCCCUACUCCUAUGGUUUUGAUUAUUUUGUAAGGCAAAUCUAGAGAGGGCUUUGUCAUUUCAAACAGAAAUACACACACACUCUUUCUCUUUCCACCUUUGCAACGCGGGCAGUGUUGUACAAAGGAUGCAGUAUUACUUCUGACAGCAGAACUGUGGUAGAAAAUGACCAUGUGUGUUUUUAUCCCGCCCCACCCAAAGAAAUUUAGUCAUAGUGUUGGAAAUUGAAAGAGAUUUUUUUUUAAGGCUUGGCUGUUACUGAGUCUUUUGGAAGAGAAAAGCUCCCAUGUGGUGUUUAGAGGACAGGACAUUAUCAGAUACUGUGUGUAUCUCCGUUUUCUCAAACUCUAGGUGUGUGUUUCUGAUGACCAGUGGUCACAAAUUCGUUGGAAACCCAAACUAUUUUUAAAGAAGAGAAUUGUAUGGUUUUUAUCUAGCUCUGGUCAGUUAUCCAUCUUCUGUAACAGGGAUCUGAUAUUUGAGCUUGUCACUAAAAUUUCAAGAGAUGAAAAUCAACAGCCUUGAAUAAUAUUUCCUUUUUUUGUUUUCUUUUGUUUUGUUUGGUUGGGAUUUUUGUUUUGUUUUGGUUUUUUUAAUUAUUUUUUUAGCAGUUACAAAAGUAAUUUAACAAAAAUAAAAUCAGAAAGUAGUCUAUUGACGUUGUGUACUCGGUAGUCCUGUCCCUGCCUGUAACAGAUUUCACUGAUGUAUUUUUUAAUACAGAAAAUUAUGUGAAAAGUAAAACCUGCCCCUGAUUCUGUCUGA
This is a messenger RNA of Corvus hawaiiensis (hawaiian crow), 6363 nucleotides long. RefSeq names its product zinc finger MYM-type containing 4 (gene ZMYM4). Lineage: Eukaryota; Metazoa; Chordata; Aves; Passeriformes; Corvidae. The record is from RefSeq and is a predicted model, not a curated record. The transcript has 30 exons. Bases 100 to 4737 code for a protein of 1545 amino acids. Gene Ontology annotation, molecular function: zinc ion binding.